GGGCAGCCGGGCGGACCCGCCGCCGCGGGAGACGCGCUCUGGAACUUCGAAACAGCUGUGCGGGAGAACGUUACCAUUAACGGGCAACCCUGGGAGGAGACUUCGGAUGACUCCGAGCUGCAGACUGGUUCCAACAUCAGAAUUCUUGAAGAUCAAUUUGAUGAACUAAUAGUAGAGACAACAACAAAGCGUAAGCAGUGGCCUAAAAAGAUACUGAUGCAUGCAAUACAAACCAUGAAGGCGGAGCAAGAGAUGUUGAAGCUCUACCAGCCUUUUGUAACACCAGAAGAGAUAAGAUCCCAGCCUUCUCAAGAUGCUUACAUCGCAGAUCUGACGCAGGUGGCAGAAAUGGCAUCCAAACAGAUCAGUGGGGCAAUGAAGUCUCUCCCAGCGCUAAUAGAAAGAGCAGAAGGUUUUUCCCAAGCGUUAACUUGGCAACCAACCUUGGAACUCUGCAAGCUGCGGCAAGAAGUCUUUGCUGGUUGCAAGGCGAAGGAGGAAAAUAAUGUCCAAAAUUUCGUAUCACCAGGAGAAGUCACACCAACAGACACUGAUAGCAGUAAAAAUCCUUACGUUUUGCUAAAAAGAAAAAAAGCUGUAGAUUCACCAGAAAGAAGACGCUACCCACUUCGACGGAGGAGGAUUACUCUCAGCACAUGA
Fulmarus glacialis (Northern fulmar) is the source of this 660-nucleotide messenger RNA. It is a transcript of the gene NSL1, whose product is annotated as NSL1, MIS12 kinetochore complex component. The annotation marks the transcript as partial. Gene Ontology annotation, biological process: mitotic sister chromatid segregation. Gene Ontology annotation, cellular component: MIS12/MIND type complex; kinetochore. Lineage: Eukaryota; Metazoa; Chordata; Aves; Procellariiformes; Procellariidae. The transcript is spliced from 6 exons. The record is from RefSeq and is a predicted model, not a curated record.